Molecule: messenger RNA, 312 nt
Organism: Lactuca saligna
Lineage: Eukaryota; Viridiplantae; Streptophyta; Magnoliopsida; Asterales; Asteraceae
Source: the annotation of a GenBank genome assembly
AUGUCGGGCCGUGGUAAGGGAGGCAAAGGAUUGGGAAAGGGAGGAGCCAAGAGACACCGGAAAGUUCUUCGUGAUAACAUUCAAGGCAUCACAAAGCCCGCCAUUAGAAGGUUAGCUCGGAGAGGAGGUGUCAAACGUAUCAGUGGUUUGAUAUAUGAAGAAACUCGUGGAGUUCUCAAGAUAUUUCUUGAGAAUGUCAUCAGAGACGCCGUUACUUACACCGAGCAUGCUCGCCGGAAAACUGUUACCGCCAUGGAUGUGGUUUAUGCAUUGAAACGACAGGGGCGCACUCUCUAUGGAUUCGGAGGUUAA